AUGUACGGCGGCGGCGAAGAUCCGAAUCCGAAACAAAAACCCAUCGUGAUCCGGGAAGUGUGGGCCCACAAUCUCGAAUCCGAAUUCGAGCUGAUCCAGAGCGUCAUCGACGCCUACCCUUUCAUCUCCAUGGACACCGAGUUCCCGGGCCUCAUCUUCCGCCCUGCCGUGGACCCCACGAGGCCAUACAGCAGCCAACUCCGGCCGUCUGAUCACUACAGGGUCCUCAAAUCAAACGUCGACGCCCUCAGCCUCAUCCAGGUGGGCCUCACCCUCUCCGACUGCCGCGGCAAUCUCCCUGACCUCGGCGGCUCCCCCACGCGCUUCAUCUGGGAGUUCAACUUCAGCGACUUCGACGUCGCGCGUGACCCCCACGCUCCCGACUCCAUCGCCCUCCUCCGCCGCCAGGGCAUCGACUUCGACCGCAACCGGUCCGAAGGGGUCGAUUCUGCCCGGUUCGCCGCGCUGAUGAUGUCAUCGGGGCUCGUCUGCAACGACUCGGUGAGUUGGGUCACGUUCCACAGCGCGUACGACUUCGGCUACCUGGUCAAAAUUCUCACGCGCCGGAACUUGCCCAGUGGCUUGGACGAGUUUUUGAGGAUUUUGAGGGUCUUUUUCGGAAACAGAGUUUAUGACGUGAAGCACAUGAUGCGCUUCUGUAAGAGCUUGUACGGUGGGUUGGACCGGGUUGCUAGAACCUUAGAGGUGGACCGGGCGGUCGGAAAGUGCCACCAGGCCGGUUCGGAUAGCUUGCUGACAUGGCAUGCGUUUCAAAAGAUGAGGGAUAUGUAUUUUGUGCAUAGCGGGCCUGAGCAACACGCUGGAGUGUUGUAUGGGUUGGAAGUGUUUUGA
This is a messenger RNA of Prunus armeniaca (apricot), 852 nucleotides long. The record is from the annotation of a GenBank genome assembly. Lineage: Eukaryota; Viridiplantae; Streptophyta; Magnoliopsida; Rosales; Rosaceae.